Leptopilina heterotoma is the source of this 2428-nucleotide messenger RNA. RefSeq lists its product as uncharacterized. The record is from RefSeq and is a predicted model, not a curated record. Gene Ontology annotation, cellular component: presynaptic membrane. The coding region runs from base 1050 to 2261 and encodes 403 amino acids. NCBI's taxonomy places the organism in Eukaryota, Metazoa, Arthropoda, Insecta, Hymenoptera, Figitidae. Gene Ontology annotation, biological process: clustering of voltage-gated calcium channels; neuromuscular synaptic transmission; neuron-neuron synaptic transmission. The transcript is spliced from 4 exons.
GAUUAUUACACGUGGGAGGGACGACGAAUUGUUUGAAGAAAUAGAAGAAGAAGAAACGAAUAUAUGUUGAAUUCUGGAGUAGGGUCACCUCUCCUGGUAGUAUUCACUCACAAUCACAAUGAUGAUGAAGAAGAUGAUGAUGAUGAUGAUGAUGACGAUGUCGAUGAUGUGAUGAUGCGAUUAAAUGAGAUGGUGUUGGCUCUACUCAUCAGUUGAUAAAAAGAUAGUCGUUCCUCUUUACAAGACUCAGUAUUCAUUCGCAGUUCGACCUGUCUCGUCUCAUCAUCGACGAAACCAAAACAAAAACGAAAACCAUCAAUUUUUCCUUUUCCGUCCAGUUUUCGCUUUUCCAUUUUCGCUAAUUCUCCAUCAGCUGAAAUCGAGUACAAAAAGAAGUGAAUUUUAAGCGAGAAUAUAAAUCAAAUUCUAAAUAAUUCGUUAAUAUUGAAAUUUGCAAAAAAAGAAGAAUAAAUAAUUAAUUUUCAAAAAUGUCUCCCCUGGAAAAAAUUCAAGAGAGAAGAAAAGUAAAGGAAGAAGAAAAUAAUUUCGAAAUGGAUAAAUUUGCAAUCACUGUGAAUGGAGAAUUUUUGUGACACACAAACAAUUGUUGUAAAUAUUACUUACUUAUGUGUAAAUUUAUCUCUGAACAACUGUCUCUAUAAACUAUAAAAACAAGUAAAGAAACUGAAACAGACUUGAAAAGUUUGCCCUGGAAAUAAUUUCAAUCGAAAUUCGAAAAAUUAUAUAAAAAUAAAGAAAGAAAAGGGGGAAAAAAAAUGAUGACAGAUAAUGAAACAUAAUUACGUGGAAUUAAUUAUUUCGAACUACUUCGAUAUAUAUAUUUUCGAUCUCCUGAGAAAUUCAGUCGAUGAAGAAAAAUGCCCGAGGAUAAUCACCUACGAGAAUUCGGCACCUAGUGAAAAAGGCAAAGAAAUAAUCAUGAAGUGCAAGUAGUUAACAAAAAACUAAAUAAAAGAUCAAAAAGUGCGAGUAGUUUACAAAGAAAAAUAGACAAAAGUGUUGCGCAAAAAACAGAAAACAGAAAAAGAAUGGUUGAAUUUUGCGGUGGUGCCGGUAUGGCGAGUGCAUUGGACAGAAGUACCUCGUCCCGUGUUUAUUAUGCGAUACUCGCAAUUUUAGAUUCAAUAUUUUCAGCUGGUGUUGCAACGCCAGCGGUUGUUGGCUAUUGGCGUGGUACAUGGCAUUUAAGUCAUUUAUAUAUUUAUGGAAAUGAUAUUGUAUCGAGUGCAUUAACAUCAAUUGCCAUUGGUUUUAUGGGAUUAUUUAUAUUUAAUUUAUUGCAAAAUUUUUUGGAUCAUUUUUUAAAUCCCGAUAAACAUCGUUUGUGUUAUUAUAUUGGCUCACGAUUUUAUACAUAUUUAUUUGGAUUUUGUUGUGUUAAUGCGUGGCGUGGUCCAUGGCAGGCAUUAGAUUUAUUCACUGAUAUGUCACCGAGUACAGUGUUUGCAACAACAUCGGUUAGUAUUCUUGCCCUUGCAAUUAUGAGGGCAAUAAGAAAUAUUGCCGCACCACCGUUUUCACUUAGUUUGGAUUCGUGCGUUGGUUACUUUGAGGUGCCCACAAUGUUCCGGGCCAAUAAUUCGAGGGAUUGGUCAUUGUACAUAUUGGAUUGUGCCUUUAGUGUAAUUAUCGUUGGGACACUUGUGGUAUUUGUUUGGAGAGGAGUCUGGGUACUGCUUGAUAUUUUUCUCUUUCCUGAUAAUAGAGAACAAUCUGCACUAGGCUCUCUUAUUAUUGGUUAUACCUUAGUGUCAAUUGCAUUUUUACUGCAACCUAUGAUGAGUUACACCUGUGCAAGACUGCAGGGUUUUCCAAAACUCGUCCUGGCAGAUGCAUUUAUUCUAUUGAGUUUUUUGGCAACUGUCAAUGUUUGGCGUGGAAUUUGGAAUACUCUUGACAUUUGGCUGAUACCCGAGAAUCAGGAACUUUCAUGUUGGAUCACGCACAUUGGUUGCUUUAUUUUUCUUGUUCUUCUCAAUUGUAGUAAUUCUAUUCUCGUGAGAGGUGUUUAUAUUGACGCCGAGGAGGACAAGGGCAAGUGCGUUGUAUUCCCUUGUCAUUAUCUUCGACUAUUGUUCAAGGUUGAGCGAGAGAAGAAAGCAGCGAGAAAACAAAAUUUAAUAGUAACAACAAAAGACUUUUCCCUUCAUACAGAGGCAAAUGUCAAAGAAAUUGAAAACGGCGCAUUAUUAAAUAGCGUCGUGACUCCAAUGAUUAUUUCCGGAAAUCAAGACGUUUAGGAAAAAAAAUCUAAGACUUUAUGAAAAAAAAAAUGUGACAAAUUAGAGGUAAUUAAAAAAAAUUACCUGACUAAAAAAUUUGUCUGAAUCAGAUGAAAAUCUACAAAUCUACACGAACGAAUAAAUUACAUUAAAUAAUUAAUAAAUUUUUCUUAUUAAAAAAAAUA